Messenger RNA from Mytilus californianus (California mussel), 9021 nucleotides. RefSeq names its product rap guanine nucleotide exchange factor 6-like. The transcript has 26 exons. Gene Ontology annotation, cellular component: plasma membrane; apical plasma membrane. Gene Ontology annotation, molecular function: protein binding; guanyl-nucleotide exchange factor activity. Gene Ontology annotation, biological process: Ras protein signal transduction; positive regulation of GTPase activity. Lineage: Eukaryota; Metazoa; Mollusca; Bivalvia; Mytilida; Mytilidae. Bases 628 to 4608 code for a protein of 1326 amino acids. The record is from RefSeq and is a predicted model, not a curated record.
GAUGGAAUUGCUGUGAAAAGCGAAGAAACUUAAUUCUUUGAUUGUAAUUUCAUAAAUAGAUUUUUUGGUGUAUGAGAAAAUGAUAGAAUAUGACAAAAUGAACCAUCUGAAUGAAAUCUUGAUCAAUUUUUGGAGCAUAAGAAUUUGGAGUUAUCAACAAUUUGAUAAAAGUUCAAGAAUCUAAAGAUAUUCAGAACCAUUGAACUAAUAUCCCAGCUUGAGUACAGAUCAUUAUGUUAGAAAACUUUCAAGUGGAAAGUUGAUACAUGGCACAGGAUCUUGGAUGCAAUUAGGAAGUGCGGCCACUUAAUACCCCAAACUUAAAACAGGGCAUUUAGCGCAUACUGUUAUGUAGAUGUAUUUUUUCAUUGAUGCAAAGGUGCAGUUAAGAUACUGCAGCAAAUAAAAAAUGAUAUGUAUACGUCUUGUCAUGAAGAGAUAGUGAAGUGUUGAAGUGAUGUAAUAUCAUUUGUGCCAUCUCCUGUGAAUGUGGUGAAAAAGGAUUAGUUUGUACUAUUCAUGUGAAAUUCUGUUUUCUUCAUUAAAGGGGAAUGGAAAGUGCCAGAAAUGUUGUGUACAGUUAAAUGAAUUUUUUUCAUAAAAUGGAUUUAUUUAUUUAAAACUUAAAUGGCAAAUAUGAUCCAGGAAGUUGAGUUUAUAAGUUUUGGUAAAAGAACACCAGGAUGUACAAGAAGAAACAGUGAAUGUUUGUUACUAGAACCUUCAGAGAUGAUUGUUAUUGACUAUCCUGAUGUCCAGGUUAUGAAAAGUGGCCAUUCACGGCAAUCAUGUAACGAUCGUGUUAUAGAAUUUGACCACCAGGAAGGGACCAGACCUAUACGAAGGAUGAAUUCUGAUAGUGUUGUUGAACAGUUAUCUGCCGAUUAUGGAUUGCGUGAACAGUAUUUACGAAAUGAACAAUAUAUGAAAAGAUGUUCACGAGCAAGUGACACAUCUAGUGCUUAUUCAGGUUCUGAUAUGAUGCAGUCAUCCAUCGAUGACCAGGAAAAUGUGGAUAUGGAUAUUAGUGGAUUACCUGAGAGUAUGGUGGAUUCUGAUGAUGAGGAAGGAUAUGCUGAAUCCACAGGGUCACAGAGAGACACAGUACAAGAAUGUUUACAAAAACACCCCCAAGACAGAUCUGAUGAUGAUAUUGAAAUACUGCUAGACUUUAUACAACAUUUUAGAGCUUUUGCCAACAUGACCUUACCAACUAGACGAGCAUUGUGUGCUGUAAUGAUGCUAGCUGUCAUUGAACAUAAAGGUACCAUUGUGAUGAAGGACAAAGAGGAGCUGGACUCCUGGUCAGUCAUACUUAAUGGUCAAGUAGAAAUCCUGAAGGAAGAUGGGUCUGCUGAAUUUUUGUACAUGGGGGACAGCUUUGGUAUAACAAACCCAACCUUAGAUAAAAUAUUCCAUGAGGGGGUCAUGAGAACCAUUGUUGAUGAUUGUCAGUUUCUUAGCAUUGCUCAACAAGAUUACUAUGAAAUCAUGAACCAGGGCAAGGAAAACACAAAACGACAUGUGGAAGACGGGGAGGUUGUCAUGGUAACAGAACAUAGAGUGUUUGACGGAGGUAACAGACGAGGACAGAUUAUAAUUAGGGCGUCACCGGAUCACUUGAUGAACCAUCUGGUACAGGAACAUUCAGCUGUUGAUCCUACGUUUGUAGAAGACUUCCUACUUUGUUACAGAAUAUUUCUCAAAAGUCCCAUGGAAUUAGCUUACAGACUUCAAACAUGGUUCAACCAAACAACAUUACGAAAUAAGGUCACACGGGUUGUGUUAUUGUGGGUCAACAAUCAUUUUAUUGACUUUGAAACAGAUUCUGUUUUGAGUGAAUUUCUGGAGAGCUUUGAAGCUAUGCUAGAAACUCAGGGAAUGACAGGUCAACUCAGGUUACUGAAUAUCGCCUGUGGUGCUAAAGCUAGGACAAGAAGUGUGACAUUAACUCGUGCUACACGAGAAGAGGUGCUGCAUUUUUCUGUCCUGGGAGGUUUAGAGAGAGGAUGUGGUAUAUUCAUUUCUAAAGUUGAAAAGGGAUCCAAAGCUUAUGAGGCAGGCCUCAAAAGGGGUGACCAGGUAAUGGAAGUGAAUGGUCAGAAUUUUCAGAAUAUUACGCACAAUCGAGCAUUGGAAUUGUUACGAGGGACCACACAUUUGUCAAUGGCUAUCAAAUCUAAUUUGCCAGAUUUUAAGGAAAUGAUAGAAGUGACAGAACAAAAUAAACAAAAUAGACAAUCUACACAGAGUUCUUCAUCAUUAACAAAACGAUUAUCUGCUCCAGAUUUAGAUAAUAUGUCUCCAUUCAUUAAAUCAUCUAUGAAAGAUAAAAGCUUCGACAAAAAGGAUAAAUCUUGGUUCAAAACAGUUGGAAAGAAAGCGUUUAUUAAGAAAAUUGGAGGUUUCUUUCCAAGGAAUGCUAGUACUUCAAAUAUGGAAUUUGAAAACAUGAACAAAUCUGACGAGAGUUUAUAUUCGGCAUCAAUUCACAAUACAUCCAAAAGCUCAUCAUCAUCAUUGACCGUUCAGAUGCCUAAUCAUCUAAGUGCCAGUAAUCCUGAUUUGUCGUUACUUAGUGUUGACGAUCCAAAACCAGAGUAUCCUGACCAUGUUGUUAAAGUCUUCAGGGCCGAUCAGUCUUUCAAAUAUUUACCAAUACGCAAGGAUGUCACAGCAAGAGAAGUGGUAAUGUUAGCUUUACAAGAAUUUGGUGUUACAGAUCCUAGCAGUAACUUUGCUCUAUGUGAAGUGACUGUAGAAAAUGAGAGUCUGAUUAAACAGAAGCGUUUACCAGAUCAAAUGUGUAAUUUACCUGAUCGUCAGAAUCUCAAUGGCAGGCGCACUGUUCCAUGUGUACUCAGGUAUUACUUAAAGAAUAAUUUGAACACGGAGACACUGGUACCCGAUGAGCUGAGGUCAGAACUGAUCAGAGAGGCACAGAUAAGUCUACUACAGUUGAACACGACAGAAGUGGCAUCACAGUUGACGUUGGAAGAUUUCAAAGUGUUUAAAGAUAUAGAACCAACGGAGUAUAUUGAUGACCUGUUCAAGCUCAAUGCAAAAUAUGGAACCCCAAGCUUAAACAAGUUUUCAGAGUUGGUGAACCGAGAGAUGUUCUGGGUGAUAUCGGAAGUCUGUGGAGAAUUGAAUCUAGUCAAGAGAAUGAAACUCAUCAAACAUUUUAUUAAAAUGGCUCGUCAUUGUAAAGAUUGUAAAAACUUUAAUUCUUUGUUCGCUAUCAUAAGUGGAUUAAGUCAUAACUGUGUGGACAGGCUACGCAAUACCUGGGAAAAAGUGCCAAAUAAAUAUGCCAAAACAUACAACGAUUUAAGAGACUUAAUGGAUCCCUCCAGGAACAUGUCUAAAUACAGGAAUCUCAUGAAUAAUGAAAACGUUCAACCUCCAAUGCUGCCUUUCUUCCCCAUUGCAAAGAAAGAUUUGACAUUUAUACAUCUAGGGAAUGAUUCCUAUGUAGAUGGUUUAGUCAACUUUGAAAAGUUCCGUUUAAUAGCAAGAGAAACAAGACAUAUAUGCAACAUGGCUUCCGCAAAAUAUGAUGUGAGUACAAUGUUCUUGGGUACGCCCAGUCAUGACGAAAGUACCUGGAUCUCUGGUAUAGCCACUAUGAAGAGAAUGAGGGCACGGCGUGGUUCUACGUUACCUAAUGCAAAAAAGAUGUAUGAGGAAAACGAGAUGAAACGACGUGUGAAGUCAUAUCUAUGUAAUCUAAAAGUGAUAGACAAUGAAGAAAAACUUAUGGAAAUGUCUCAUCAGUGUGAAAUUCCUGUAAAGAAAGAUCACACAUUACAUGCAUUAAGCAGCAGUGUUUCAACACCAAAUUUAACUGAAGAAAAGAAAGUUAUAGUCCCAAGUGGUCCCAGAUUUGGUGCUGAGUCUCCCGAAGCCAUACGAAAACUCAUGGGUUUGUCUGAUAAAGUCCGACCCCACACAUCUAAGCAUACACAUCAUCAUCCCCCAACCAAUCUCACUAGUCCAAUGUCAAAUCGACGGCAGCAACAUUCACCGAGACACACUCGACCAGUUCAUCUUACUCCUGAGAGUUCAUCUGUGAUAUCUCUGAGCCAUAUCAGCUCAAGACACAAACCUGUUCGGACUGGAUCCCUUGGUUCAACAGAAUCUGCAAGUCCCACAGGUAGUAGCCAUAGUUGUCCUCCCACAUACGAGAGUGAUUCUGGGCGGAACAGUUACGACUCCCAAAGCGUACAUUCGGCAGGAUCAGGAGGAACUAUAUCUCCUCAUCAUAGAUUUGUACCUCCUCAGACCGCGACAUCUCAAUCUCAACAACAGUCUCCACCUGUAGCACAGCCACAGGUGCGGCCACCCCUGCCGCCAUACCAUGUGGUUAUGCAAAACUCGCCAGCAUAUAGCAACUAUAUACACCAAACGUACACUAAUGUACGGCGACCUCCUUUGCCUGACUACCAUUCUGCAACUCAAAUGGCUCAGCUUGCCCGCAAGAAGCAAUUGUACAAGAAUGAUCGGGCCCGAUCGCAUGAUGGGGGCAUGGGAUACUACAACGGGUCAGCUAAAUACAGCCGAGCACCAGAGGAUCAUGAUGAAGAAGAACAAGUAUCAGCUGUAUGAACAUUUAAUGGUGCAAUUCCUCAUUUAAAUCUGUGAUAGUCCUGCUUGGUUCCUUGCCAUCAAGGGGACACAACUAUGAGAUGUCAGCUUGAUUGAUCAUAAUCAAGGGGAGGCAACUCUAAAAAGAUGUUAUUCAAGUAUUAUUAUGUGUGAAUCUCAAGGAAAAUAAACAAAUCUCAAUUGAGAGUUAAAUGAAUGUGACAAUAAUUAUUAUUAGAUGAAUAACAGUUAUGUGGAGAUUAGAGUAUAAUAUAUUUUAUCUUAGAAAAUGGGAGAUAGAGUUUUAGAAUGAUUGUGCUGUUAACCAUUGAACCAUAGUGCUACUAUUGACAACACUUAAGUGCCAUGAUUUGUUUCAUGUGACAUUGAGAUUUUAUUAGUUAUUCUUUCAAUUAUUUGUUAGAAUGAUCCCUCUCAGUGAGAAACACCAUUCUCACUUUUGUUUGCAAGAUCAUGUUUUAUAUGAGCUUCCAAUUAGUUAUUUUAUGCCAAAGACACAAAACCCUCGUAUUUAUGUUCACAGUGUUGUUUUCUCAACACAUGGAGAUCCUUGUGUUUGUUAGCUGUUUAGUAGUGUUUAGAGUGCGUGUAAGACAUAUGAGUGUGUUUAAGACAUGUAAGUGAGUGCAAGACAUUUGAGUGUGUGAAAGACAUAUGAGUGUGUGUAAGACUGUUAUUUAGUAGAGAUAAAAAGUAGUAUUUCUGAACUUCUUAAUUGUAAAGAAAGAGCUUUAUAAUGGGAAAAAUUGUUGAUUUGUAAAAUUAUGGGAAAAGGAGCAAUAUUUAUGUCAUCUGUACCAUGCUAUGUUGAAUUUAUAUAAAAAUAUCAGGAUGUUAGUACAGAAUUUAUUAUACAAUUCAUAUAUUUGGGAUUUUAUGAUUUCAUCGGCAAAUGUUAGAAGUAACAUACAAUCUAAAAUAUAUUUGGGGUAAACUUUUUACAUUGGAUGCUGCCUUGUAUUUCCAUUCAUUCAGUAGACCAUGAAUUUAACAUUAUGACAAAGACAUCAGUGAACUUUACUGUAUGCAUCCAAAUGUCAACUUAACAUGGUUAAAUAUUUAAUAUAUUCUAUAUUCUGAAAUCCAAAUACAGUAUUUGAUGUCUUAUACUUUUGUAUUAUUAGUUAGGCAUUUUCACUUUUUAUAAGGCAGUUUAUGUCAAAGUAUGCCACUUUUUAAACAUACAUUUCAUCUCUGAAACAUGUGUUGGAGGGGAAGACUUUCUGGAUAGGAUUGCCACUGGAUGUUAAGCAACCAACAAUCAAUCAAUCCUUGAUAGGAACUCUGUUUAACAUUUAGUACAAAUUAAAUCUUCUAUUAAUGGUUGGACUAAAUGUUUGUCUCUUAGCCUGUAGUUUUAUGAUCACUUCUUAUUUAAUUACACAAUACACUAAUCAGACAACACAGAACUGUAAUCCAGAACAGAUUUUUUUAUUUUUUUUGUUUUUUAUUUGGAAGAAUGUGUUUUGUGAUGAUUUGAAUGAAUGUUACAAUCAAGUUAAAAGACUAUUUAACAGAAUGUGUAAUUGGUAGGCAGCAGAAGUAAAAUGUAUGUACCUUAUGUGUAAAUACUGUGUUCUCCCCAGGCAGUGAAUGUGCUGCAGAUCCAGGGCUACUGCAUUUAACCAGUGUUAUCUUAUUAGACUCUAAACAAACUAAUUUUCGAGAGUGGAAAAAUGAGGCGAAUAUCGAUCGUCGCAAAUAUUAGUAUUCCCUCAUAUAUUUAUAGCAGGAUAAUGUGAAAAUUGAGAAAAUAGAUUGUUGGGUAGUUGAAUAGAAAGGACUAAAUGCGAAGUUCAAUAUCAGUGAAGGAAUCAUUAUUUUUUCAGUUUUGCGUUUCCUGCACUUACCUGUUUGCUUUCUGUUCUCUUAUCUACUGGUUCUAGUUGUGGAAUGUGUACAGGGGGGACCAAUUCAAUAAAAAGAUAAUGAAAUAACCUCCUUGCCAGAAAGAUUCAAAUUUAUUUUAAGUUUCUUACUUGAUAGAAUUUUUAAAAAAUGCAGAAACUUUGGACUUUUAUUGGUUUGUGAGUGAAUUGUUUACACAUCAAUAACCUCUACAAAAAAUGAUCCUAUAAUACUAUAUUAAAUGAAACUUCAGCUGAUACAAACUUCUAUUAUUUCAUCAGGAAUUUGUAAUUAUUUUUUUUAAUAUAUUUAAAAUAAACAAUAUCUCAUCAAAGACAUAAGAUAAUGUUAGGACAUAAAAGUUAAAUCAGUCGAAUAUUGCAUGCUUAUUACAGCACUAAAAAAGAUCCUGGGGAGAACACUGAAUUAUAUAUAUAUAUAUAUGCAGACAAAAAGUUUGUAUGCCAUUAACCCCUCAGAUAUAUUAACUUAAUACUAUAUGAAGAACUAACCCCUAUAUAUAUAGAUAUUAAGUAUUGAUGUUAUUAUAAAACAAUUUUUUUUACUUUGACCCUUCGAGUGAAACAAAUACAGAGAAAAAAUGGUCAUACAUGUUAAGAAUUUGUUCCAAAAAUAUAGGUUGAAAAAAAGAUAUACAAAUUUUGCAACAUUCCCAAAUAAACUUAAUGUCAAAUUUAUGUAUAAUUCACAGAUAUACUCAUUUAAGGUAGCACAAUACAAAGAUUUUUUUACUUCCAAUCUCCAACCUUUAAAAUGAUGUUACUUUCUUAUGACUGCAUACAAAUUAAUAAAAAAGGUAUAUAUAGAUAGAUAAAAGAUUAGUCUUUUAAAUGAAUGCAAUAUUUUUGUUAUGCAAUCAUUAUGUAAUCCAUCAUUAUGCAAUUAAUGGCAAAAUCUUGGUCAGUUCACUUGAAUGAAUUUAGCUCUGACAUCUCUAUAACUACACAAGAAAUUUUAACGUUAUCUUAAUCAACACAGCAGGAGCUACAAAAGGGUGUCUCAAAUUAUCGCUAUCAUAUUCCAUUCUCUCAUAAAUCUGUAAUUAGUGUAAACAUCCUUACCACAUAAAAGUAGAGAUUAUUUGAUUAGGUGUAAAAUUUGAUCUAUACAUUCUAUCCAAAAUCUGAGACACCCUUUUGUAGAUAAUGGCUCUAGGAACAACAUAUUAUAAAAUCAACCCUCUCGGGGUAUCCAUGAAGAAGCUAAUUUCAAUUGAAAGUGGAAAUUUCUUGUAAAAUUUUGUAGACACAGUUAAAAUUAUAAUUAAUUACAUAAUUGUUGUAUAAUACUAACAUUGCAUUAAUUUGAAAGAGUAAUCUGUUAGCUAUCUAUAAAUACCACUUUUAUAAAUUUUCAAGCAUUAUAAAGAAAGUUACAGCAUUUUAAAACUGGGGAGUUGGAGGUAUAAAAUCUUUGUAUUGUGCUACCUUAACAGUUCAGCCAAAGUUAAAGCAAACUAUUUUUAUAAUAAUUCUCUGAUCAUUGAAUUUUUGUCUGUUAGUAAAGAUAUGAUAGAAUUAUGGUAACUAUGAUUUUUUACCAGUUGUAAAAAGGAUGAUACUUGAAAAUCUACAGUAUGAUAAAUAAGAGGGGUGGGGGAUAAUGUAUGGGAUAGGUGCAGUAACAUGAUAUGUAUGUGACACAUGUCAAAAUGCCUCAUUUAAUCAUUGUUUGCAUCUCAUUUUUUGUAACAAACAUUGAAUUUUUUUUUUUUUUUUACAUAUUGAUUUUGCAGUUUAUAGUUUAUAGUUGAAGAUUAAAAUUAUUGGUGAUUUUUUUUUUUGGAUGGGGGAUGAUGCUGUUAGUCUGUAAGGGAAUGAAUGAUGUUAUUUUAGAAAAUAAAGGUUAAUUCAUUUUACAGAAUGAAAAGGUCUUAAUUAUUUCAGGUUUUGCAACGUAUAAGAUUUUACAGUUUAUACUUACGUUAAGACUUAACAUACAUCAUGUUAUAUUUUGAAAUACAAUACCAAUGGAAUAAAUUCAGCAAAUGAAGGCUUCAUGUCAAACGUUGUAAUGUACAGGGUUGUUUUGGAUUUUUUUUGAAACAGGUAUUGAAUAUUUAGGAAAAUUAGAAAUAUGUAAGUAACUGUAUUGCCAAAAAGAUUUUUUUUUUCUUGUUUUUACAUGGGUUUCCAAAGUUAGGUCAUUAUUUGUUAAGUUGCCAUGGUUAAAAACUUGAUGCUGUUCAUUACAUGUAAUGUUGGCAUGGUAACAAGCCUGAUGCUGAAGGGAUUACAUAUAAAGUUUACAUGGUUACAACCCUGAUGUUGUUCAUAAACAUUUUAAGUUGCUAUGGUUAAAAGCCUGAUGCUGUUAUUACAUAUUUAGCUGACAUGGUUACAAGCCUGAUUUCCAUUACUUGUAAAGUUCCAAUGGUUAAAAGCCUAAUGGUGUUCAUUACAAAUUUAGUUGAAAUGGUUACAAGUCUAAUUUUCAUUACAUUGUCUAGUCAUUAAAUGCUCAUUAAUUAUGGCACAUCAUUGUUUAUUUUUGUGUAAAUAUUGUUGAAAAUGAUAAUAUGUCAAUAAAUUAUAAAACACUUAA